AUGGCUCGAGGGCACGAUGCUGAGCGAACUGACGCCGUGUCCGAUUCACUUGCUCCCAUAGAAAAAAUUUUUGGAACGCUUGAGUCUCUGGAUUUAAGUUCGAAGAGGGACCAAAAUCUCUUGGGGUUAAUUUGGAUAUCUACGUCCAAGGUUUCAAAAAAGUGAGCUCUGCCAUUCGAGAUUAGUUGUUGUCUCUUGUCCUAACGCUUGUUUCAUUAACUUUGUGGGGAACUAUUAUUCGUGUCCUACAGCGCUGUGGUCUUCCCCCCAAUGACCUCUUACUAGUCUACUUUUCUAUGGUGCGCUCUAUCUUAGAAUAUGCCUGUCCUGUCUGGCACACCAUGUUACCAAAGUGUUUGGGGGAUAAAAUUGAAAAAGUUCAAGAAAGAGCUUUCCGUAUUAUUUAUCCGACAACAGAUUACGAAGAUGCUCUCAACAUCGCUAAAUGCAAGCGCCUUGUCGACAGACGUCAAGAGCUAUGUGCUAAAACAUUAAAAAGGAUCUUAAAACACGAUGCUCACCUCAACCACCUCUUACCCCCACUCCGUGAAGAAUCGCAUGAACUGGACUUAAGAAACAAUUCUAACUUCACAUUAACUAAAUGCGCCAGAACGGAACGUUUUAAAACUAGUUUUAUACCAGCAAUGACUGCUAAUUUUAAUAGUAAAUAA
Paramuricea clavata is the source of this 671-nucleotide messenger RNA. Lineage: Eukaryota; Metazoa; Cnidaria; Anthozoa; Malacalcyonacea; Plexauridae. The record is from the annotation of a GenBank genome assembly.